Petromyzon marinus (sea lamprey) is the source of this 1706-nucleotide messenger RNA. RefSeq names its product MRN complex interacting protein (gene MRNIP). The record is from RefSeq and is a predicted model, not a curated record. Gene Ontology annotation, cellular component: nucleus. Gene Ontology annotation, biological process: mitotic G2 DNA damage checkpoint signaling. Gene Ontology annotation, molecular function: chromatin binding. Lineage: Eukaryota; Metazoa; Chordata; Hyperoartia; Petromyzontiformes; Petromyzontidae.
UCUACACCUGGACUACUUCCGCUCAGCAGCUCAAGCGUGAUGUCAUUGCCCUGCGGGCGGAAUGACGUCUUUGCUCGCUCGCGUUUCGUGACGUCAUCGCGCGGCCCUUUACCAAAGGCGGGAAAGUUUCGUUGGGCAGGGCGUUAACAACAACAACAUUGUUGUCAUCGUUAUAUCGGCGUUACAAAUUACACAACGUCGCCUAUUGUCGCGCUUUGGUGUCUUGAUACCAGCAUGGUCGACUUUCAAGUGCUACGCUGCUACGCGUGCGGAACUUUCCAGGUUCAUCAGGUGAAAAGUAGUUCAAAGUUUACUUGCAAAAUGUGUGGAGAGAAGCAAUCCGUUAAAAAGGUCUAUGCUGUGUCAAGUGGAAAGGACUGUCGAAUGAUUGUGCAGCAGCUCAACCGCUCACAAGGAGAGAAACAUGACCAGAGGGCUGCUGGCACGAGUGACGAUGGUUCGUCUAAAGAUGAUGAUGAUGAUGAUUGUGGAGGCAAUGCUGCUGAUCGUGAGCCGGAUGUCUGUGGGGAUGUAGAUGCGGAGAGAUCAACUUUAUCAUCAGGCAUGUGGGUUACAGGCGGUGGGCCAGGUUUGUGGACUCAACUGCACCAUGUGAAGAUGCUGACAAUGACGAGGAGGCUGAGUCGGUCACUCUCAACCAGAGUGAGUGGAUGGGGUGUCGACGCCAAGGCAGAAGCUUGACGCGGGUACGAAGAAGACAGGGUCCCAAGAAAGAUGAAGAAACAUUGCCUCACAUCGCAAAGAGAAAUCGAACUCUCACUGCCUGGACACCAUGCGCAAAUGACACUAUUUGCCCACAAGGCAAAAUCAAUCUCCCUUUCCUUCAAGCCACAGUAGACCCUCUCUGCUCUCACGAAAAAACUGACAUGACCUACUCUCAGGACCAAGGCAACUCUGUACACAUUCAGGAUAAAAUUGAAUAUAUUUGCAAUCAAGAAAACACCGGUGCUGUCUUUCCUCAAGGCAAAAUUGACACUGUCUCUUCUCAGAGCAAAAUUUAUUUUAAUCAGGAGAAAACAUACCCUCUUGCCCCCCAAGGUAAAAGCAACUUCUGUCCUCAGAGCAACACUGACCAAAUGUUUCCUCACCAAAAAGUGGUCUCUAUGUGCUCCCAGGAAAAGAAUAGCUCAGUCUUCCUUCAAAAUAGCAAACAUGUCACAUUAUUUCAAACAGAUGAUGAUUUUGAUGAAGACUUUUAAUAACAACAGGAGGUAGCCCGGAUGCUCGGGCUGAUAAUGGCUCAAACAGAGUGGAUAUUAAAUUGUUAGAGCCCUAAAACUUCAUGCAUUGACAUUUUAUGCCUGCGAAGCCAGCACUGCUGAGCCAGCCCUGCUGAGCAUUGUAAUGGAUGGGCAUUCCUUAACAUCCCGUGUCCUCUUAGCAUACGUACGUAUCUCAUGAGGUUCAUAAUAAUAACACCCAUCGAUGAAGAAGACAUCUUAUUUUCAAAAAAAGAUUUCGAGAUGUGUAAUGAAUGUUGAUUGAUAACAUGUUAUUUGUCUUCCUUUCAAUCAGGUGGUUUCUCUUGCAGAUGCAUGUCAUUGUAACUUGAGAAUGUAUAUACAUAGCAAUAAAGUUAUAAUUGAAACACUUAUUAAUUUAAUAUGAAAUGCGGUACUCCAAUGGAUUUGAUAUAAACCAGUGUAUACUAUUACAUCGGAUUCAUAUCUCUGCACACUCGACAG